ACCCCAAUGACAUCUUAACCUAGCUCUCAGUAUAUUCAUUCCACCAUCUCCUCCCCACCUUCCUCCCCACUACUGAGGCCUGAGGGCAUCCCAUUGCAGAAAGCAGCAGAGUAACUCUGCAACUCUGUGCAACUCUCAGUAGAUGCGGCGUCUCUCAACAUUCCCCUCAUCGUUGCCAAUAUUCCCACUUAUAGCGAUAACCUCAACCAUAAUCCUCCAUGCCCUAAAACCCUCCGUCACCGCCAUCUCGCCGGACGGCCUCGUCCUGCUCGCAUUCAAAUCUGCAAUCUCGGGGGAUCCCUCCUCGGCCCUUGCUUCAUGGGCUGAGGACGAAGAUGAUCCUUGCCACUGGCCCGGCGUUACUUGUGCCAAUCUCUCCUCUUCCCCCGACCCCAACCGCGUGGUAGCUAUUGCCGUCACCGAUAAGAACCUCACCGGCUACAUCCCAUCCGAGCUCGGCUCACUCAUCUUCCUCCGCCGCCUUAACCUCCACGGUAACAGCCUUUCCGGCUCCAUUCCUUCCCAACUCUUCAACGCUACGUCGCUCCAUUCCCUCUUCCUCUACGACAACAACCUAUCUGGCCCCAUUCCAUCCUCCAUCUGCGAACCUCCACGCUUGCAGAAUCUCGAUCUUUCCCAUAAUUCCCUCUCCGGCCAGCUUCCUCGUGAUCUUCGCAGCUGUCACCAGCUCCAGCGCCUCCUUCUUUUCAGUAACGAACUUUCCGGUGAAAUCCCUACCGGCGUCUUUCCUCAGAUAGUCGGCCUUGUUCAGCUCGACAUUUCGUCAAACAUGUUUGAGGGGGCUUUACCCUCCGACAUAGGCGACCUCAAUUCCCUCUCUGGAACGUUAAAUCUCUCCCACAACCGAUUUUCCGGCUCCAUCCCUACGUCCCUCGGCAGACUUCCGCCGGCGGUGAGCCUGGAUCUCCGCUACAACAAUUUCUCCGGAGAGAUCCCGCAGAGCGGGUUACUGGCGAACCAAGGUCCCACGGCUUUUCUCAAUAACCCCGGCUUAUGUGGGUUCCCGCUGCAAAUACCCUGCUCAGGUGGGGGAAGCAUCGCUGCUGCCGCGCCAGAGGGUAGGGAGGGAUCUACUGCGGAGGCGAAAUUGUUGCCGGAGAGAAGCAAAGGACUUCGGCCGGGGCUGAUAGUGCUAAUCACGAUGGCAGAUGCCAUAGGUGUGGCGAUUCUCGGAUUAAUUCUUGUGUACAUUUACUGGAAGGUGAAGGACAGGAAGAGGCACAACGGAUGCAGCUGCACUGGGAAUAGAAAACUGGGCGGAGAGGGAUUCGUUCGUGGUCGCUGGCAAUGCAGGCAUUGCUGGCGAGGAGAUGAAGCAUCGUCAUCGUCGUCGUUGUCUGAGGAAGGCGAGGACGACAUCGACGAAGCCGUGAAGUCGGUUGGCAACGAGGCAGGGGAGGCGAGGCUGGUGUCCGUGGACAAGGGAUUCGAGUUCGAGCUGGACGAGCUGCUUCGGGCUUCAGCAUACGUACUGGGGAAGGGAGGGCUGGGUAUUGUGUACAAGGUUGUGCUUGGGAACGGAGUGCCAGUCGCGGUGCGACGUCUCGGGGAAAACGGAGGGCAGAGGUACAAGGAGUUUGCCGCAGAGGUUCAGGCCAUAGCUAAGGUUAGCCACCCCAACGUGGUGAGGCUCCGCGCAUACUACUGGGCUCAGGACGAGAAACUUCUCAUCUCCGAUUUUAUUUCCAACGGCAACCUCGCCGCCGCUCUCCGAGGAAGAUCUGGUCAAUCAAGCCUGCCAUGGCUAAUUCGGCUCCGCAUUGCGAAGGGCGCAGCUCGCGGGCUCGCCUAUGUGCACGAUUGCAGCGCAAGGAAAUUCGUCCAUGGCGACAUCAAGCCCUCCAACAUCCUGCUGGACAAUAAUUAUAAUCCCUUAAUCUCUGAUUUUGGCCUCACCCGGCUCAUCUCCAUCGCCUUCACCUCUGCCACAAAUGAUCCAACCCUAAGAGUGAUUCCGCCAUCAUCCUCAAGCACGAAGGGUUUCAUUGGCGCCGCCCUCCCUUUAUCUGCUACCACAGCCCGCCCAGCUCUCGACAGACCCAACGCCUACCAGUCGCCUGAGGUCCGCAGACUGCCAUUUGCUCCGCCGACGCAAAAGUCGGAUGUGUACUCUUUCGGCGUCGUGCUGCUUGAGAUGCUAACGGGACGCCGGCCGGAGACCGUGUUUCCCCAAGUGGUGGGCACGGCUGGAGCGGCAGCGUCGACUUCAAGUUGGACGGAGCCAGAGAUUGUUAGGUGGGCGAGGACGUCGUUCGACGAGGCCUGCCCGCUGGCGGAGAGGGUAGAUCCGGUGUUGCUGAAUGGGAUUCGAAGUAAGGAGGUUGUGGCUGCGUUUCAUGUAGCGCUGGCCUGCACUGAAACUGAUCCGGAUGUCCGGCCGAGAAUGAGGACUGUCUCGGACAGCCUUGAUCGAAUUGGGCAAUGAGGUUAGUUAUUUAAAAGAGAAAAGGAAAAUUUAAUUACGUAGAGAUCAUCCGAAAGAUUGAUAUUUUAUA
Molecule: messenger RNA, 2516 nt
Organism: Phalaenopsis equestris
Lineage: Eukaryota; Viridiplantae; Streptophyta; Magnoliopsida; Asparagales; Orchidaceae
Product: receptor protein kinase-like protein ZAR1
Exons: 2
Coding region: 143-2446 (767 amino acids)
Biological process (GO): protein phosphorylation
Molecular function (GO): ATP binding; protein binding; protein kinase activity
Source: RefSeq, a predicted model, not a curated record